Messenger RNA from Colletotrichum lupini, 213 nucleotides. RefSeq lists its product as uncharacterized. Bases 1 to 213 code for a protein of 70 amino acids. NCBI's taxonomy places the organism in Eukaryota, Fungi, Ascomycota, Sordariomycetes, Glomerellales, Glomerellaceae. The transcript has a single exon. The record is from RefSeq and is a predicted model, not a curated record.
AUGUGCCGACAUCACUCUCAGUCCAGCUUCCCUCCACAACCCCACUGCACCGGUCCUGGCAUGUGUUGGUGUCGCUCCAUCUCGAAACCCCAAAAUACGUCGAUAGCCCACUGGCUGUGCUUCGGAUCCGCCCCAUUGGGCAAAGCAGCUGACUGGUUGUACUUCCUGUACCUCUCCAUAUCCCGAAUCGAAUCAGGCGUAGAAGAUAAGUAG